Messenger RNA from Mucor velutinosus, 1623 nucleotides. RefSeq lists its product as uncharacterized. The transcript is spliced from 2 exons. Bases 1 to 1623 code for a protein of 540 amino acids. Gene Ontology annotation, cellular component: plasma membrane. The record is from RefSeq and is a predicted model, not a curated record. NCBI's taxonomy places the organism in Eukaryota, Fungi, Mucoromycota, Mucoromycetes, Mucorales, Mucoraceae.
AUGCCAGUAACCAGAAGAUCUUCAGUGGAAGUAGGAUCCGACAUUGAACUGAAAAAGAUCUCGCAUACCAAUGCCAAUAAAGAUGUAAGUCCAUCUGCUGCAUCGGCUGUCUCCGAGGUCUUCGACACAACAUCGUCAACAGCGCCUUCAGUCGACAACAACAAGACCAAAUCUAAACUCUCAAUUCCUUUCAAAUCUUCGUGGCUCAUGUGGUGGAAUUCAGAAGAAUGGUGGUCUUGCUGGAUUGGUCUCAUUUUCUUUGGUUGUAUAGCAUCUGCAGUAAAGCACAAUAUACCUCAACCUGAGUUUUUACCCUGGGAAACAAAUCCCUUUCACACGUUUGGUACCACAGGCAAUUUUGGUCUACUUGUGAUAUUUGCUGUCAUGGGCAUACUGCUGUGGAUUGCUAUGGCAGCCACAAGAGCUCCCAACUACAAAAGAUUCCCCAUUGGCUUUGUGUGCGUGUUUAUGAUUGCCCUUAUCAGCAAGAUGCUUGCCAGUAAUGUUGUGCUCAAGAAAGGCAGUGUGGGAGAUUCCAUCUGGGCUAUUAUUUUGGGCUGCUUCAUCAGGAAUGUCAUGUCAUUUGUCACGAAAUCAAGCAUCUUGGCUCCAUGGCUCAAAGUGGCGCAACAAACAGAGCUCUACAUUGCCAUCAGUUUGGUGUUGCUCUGUAUUGAUAUCAGUGUUUUGCGUCCAUUGGCACCCCGUGCACUGUUUGUCAGUUGGAUUGAUACACCUACUCUGUUCAUUGUGGUAGCCUAUUUCGGGUGGAAAGUGCUGAAGAUUGAUACACAAACAGCUAUUAUCAUGUCUGGUGCUACCUUCAUUUGCGGCUCCUCGGCAGCCAUUGCAUUGGGCGCCAGCAUGGGCGUGCCACACAAAACUGAAAUGCCCAUUGCCAUCAUUUCCAUCUUUACCAUUCCCAGCAUCAUUGCCCUACCCUAUGUUGCAAAGAGCAUGGCAUUAUCAGCUACAGUCAGUGGUGCCUGGUUUGGUGGCUGUGUUGAUUCAACAGGUGCAGUCAUUGCUGCUGCUAGCAUUUACGGUGAUCACGAUGCCAUCAACACAUCUGCUAUUGUGAAGAUGAUGCAAAAUGUCUUGAUUGGUCCUUUGUCUGUGAUCAUGGCUUGGGCGUGGUCUCGCUAUGAGUUGCAGGCAGCUUAUAAACGUGAAGAAGAGCUGAUUAAUCGCAAUGAAAACCUGGAUGAUGCUGUAAUCCAAGAGCAAGUACUAGACGAUACUGCUGGAGAAGACAGUAAUACACCCUCUGUAAAGCAUCCUCGCAAUAUUCACGCUCCCUCUAAACCCAAAGAAAAGGCGUAUAUCUUGCUGUGGAAACGAUUCCCCAAGUUUGUCAUUGGUUUCAUCAUUACGGCUGUCUUGUUCAAUACGACUAUCAGCGAUAAUACAGAGACUAGAACGCUUGUCAAUGACUUUUGCUUUUACGUGUCUGAAUGGUUCUCCACGCUAUCUUUUGUUAGUAUCGGAAUGGGCCUGCAAUUAAGUGAUAUCAAGCAGAAUAUUCGUAGCUUGGGCAAACUGGUAACAUUGUACAUUGUUGCCCAAAUGGUCGAUAUCGUUGUUACGUGUGUUCUGGCUUGGACGGCGUUUACCUAUUUGUAA